Molecule: messenger RNA, 629 nt
Organism: Lepus europaeus (European hare)
Lineage: Eukaryota; Metazoa; Chordata; Mammalia; Lagomorpha; Leporidae
Product: ATP synthase F(0) complex subunit C3, mitochondrial-like
Exons: 1
Coding region: 3-479 (158 amino acids)
Biological process (GO): proton transmembrane transport; proton motive force-driven ATP synthesis
Molecular function (GO): proton transmembrane transporter activity
Source: RefSeq, a predicted model, not a curated record
CCAUGUCACCUGUCACCCAGAUCCUCCAGCCGCGCAGCCCCGAAGAGUGUAAGAUGUUCGCCUGCGCCACGCUCGCCUGCACCCCUGCUCUGAUCCGAGCUGGAUCCAGAGUCGCAUACAGGCCAAUUUCUGCAUCAGUGUUGUCCCAACCAGAGGCCAGGACUGAAGAGGGCUCUACGGUAUUUAAUAGGGCCCAGAAUGGUGUGUCUCAACUUAUCCGAAGGGAGUUUCAGACCAGUGCGAUCAGCAGAGACAUUGAUACUGCUGCCAAAUUUAUUGGUGCAGGUGCUGCAACAGUAGGAGUGGCUGGUUCUGGUGCUGGUCUUGGAACAGUUUUUGGCAGCCUCAUCAUUGGUUAUGCCAGAAACCCUUCGCUGAAGCAGCAGCUGUUCUCAUAUGCUAUCCUGGGAUUUGCCUUGUCUGAAGCUAUGGGUCUCUUUUGUUUGAUGGUUGCUUUCUUGAUUUCGUUUGCCAUGUAACAGAAAUUACUGCUUGAAAUGUUGGCAUUCAUAUUAAUUACGGAUGUAAUUCUGUGUAUCUUAAUGUGACUCCGAAAACUGUAGUGUUGGUGUCAUGGAAAUGUAUGUUAUUUCCAGAGUCAUUUCAUUAAAGAUGAAAACUUUAAAAAA